Molecule: messenger RNA, 3608 nt
Organism: Anarrhichthys ocellatus (wolf-eel)
Lineage: Eukaryota; Metazoa; Chordata; Actinopteri; Perciformes; Anarhichadidae
Product: actin-binding LIM protein 1-like
Exons: 21
Coding region: 35-1846 (603 amino acids)
Biological process (GO): cilium assembly; cytoskeleton organization; lamellipodium assembly
Cellular component (GO): actin cytoskeleton; stress fiber
Molecular function (GO): actin filament binding
Source: RefSeq, a predicted model, not a curated record
AGUGAGACCAACAGACGAGCAGACACCAACUGUCAUGAAAGAGAAAGUGCUAUAUUCUCAGGAUGGCAGCCAGCCGUGUUCUCCAGAGGGGAAGCAAGUCAUCGAGUGCUUAAGAUGUGGGGAGCCAUGCAAAGGACAGGUGCUGUGCGUACAGAGCAGCCACUUCCACAUAAAGUGCUUUACCUGCAAGGUGUGCGGCUGUGACCUGGCUCAGAGUGGCUUCUUCAUGAAGAAUGGCGACUACCUCUGCCCGCUGGACUUCCAGAGGCUUCACGGCACGCUCUGCAACAGCUGUGGGGAAUUUGUGGAGGGAGCGGUGGUCACAGUCUUGGGGAAGACCUACCACCCAGCUUGCUUUGUUUGCACUGUUUGCAAACACCCUUUUCCUGCUGGGGAUUGUGUCACCUUCAGUGGAAAGGACUGCCUCUGUCAGCGCUGCAUCCGACCUCUGUCUCCGACUCCUAACGACAUCAGCUGUUCCAGCAACUGCUCUGGCUGCGGUAGAGACAUCAAGAACGGCCAGGCUCUGUUAGCGCUGGGUCGCCAGUGGCACCUCGGCUGCUUCAAGUGUAAAGCCUGCAGGAGAGUGCUGAGCGGAGAAUAUAUCAGCAAGGAUGGCGUUCCAUAUUGUGAGAGGGACUACCAGAUUCAAUUUGGGGUACAAUGUGAAGCAUGUCAGAAGUUUAUAACUGGAAAAGUCCUGGAGGCGGGGGAGAAACAUUACCACCCCAGCUGUGCAAGAUGCAGCCGAUGUGACAAAAUGUUUACGGAGGGUGAAGACAUGUAUGUGCAAGGAUCAACAGUUUGGCACCCAGACUGCAGAGACAGCAGCAGAACUGAGGACAGUUUCAUGGUCAGCAGACCAAAAACACCUUGUCUUGAUUUCUUUUUCCCCCGACAGAAACUAAAGCCCACUAGAUCCUCAUCUGAAAGCUCCUGCUCCAGGCCGGGCUCGUGCACCCCAGGGAGUCCAGGUCGGACCAUCUGUGCAAAAGUAGAUAAUGAGAUCAUUGAUUACCGAGACUUAGCAGCCAUUCCCAGAGUCAAGGCUAUAUAUGACAUAGAGCAUCCUGAUAUGAUAUCUUAUAAGUCUGUGAACAACAACUCCUCUACUUUGGACAACAAAGGCAUCAGACAGGACAGGCAAAGCCCUCCAGAGUCACCAGGAAAUGUAUCUGAAACCACAGAGGAGAGUUUUGAAGUCGGAAAGUACAUACCAAAAUCUACACGCCACGGAUCUUUUGGAGUUCAUACAAUAAACAAUCGUCACAGCUACACGCCAACUCUGUCCAGAUCACCGCAACACUUCCACCGGCCAGGAUUGAUGCUUUCUCCCUCUUUAUUGUCUGGCAACAAUGAUACCUGCCCCGCUUCCCCUUUAUGUCACCACUUACUCCCUCAUACCAAAGACGAAGCCUUCAACAUGUACAGGAGGCCCCCAAUUUAUAAACGGCAAGAUCCAAAUUCCAUCACAACCCAAACAUCCUCUUUGCCUGGAUAUGGUCGCAAAGGCCUCAAUCCGCCACCGUCAGCUGAUUUCUCCCAUUACAGCAGCGACAGGUUCAGAGACUUUAAGCUCAUCUACGACGGUCAACAUCCAUUAGCACGAAUGGACAGAGGAGUGUCUAUGCCUAAUUUGUUGGAAUCAAAAGUCUACCCAUAUGAACUGCUCGCAGUUAGUAGUAGAGGACGAGUGAAACUUCCCAGGGAUGUUGACAGAACAAGACUUGAGCGCCACCUUUCCCCGGAUUCAUUCUUUGAGAUCUUUGGCAUGGAGUUUCAAGAAUUUGACGUACUUCCACUGUGGAAACGUAAUAAUAUGAAGAAGAGGGCAAAUCUCUUCUAAAUGCUGCCUAAUGCAGGUUUGAACUCGUUGUUAAUAUGCAGUACAUAUUAAGUUCCGAUGGCCCCUUCUGUUUAUUUCUCGGCCUUUUACACAAAAAUGUGAUAUGUUUUGCUUAUAAACUGGACACAGUGUUGUGUUUCCCAGUUAGUUUAUGUAAGCUUUUGUAAUAAUGUUUGAAUGUAUAAUACCUCAAAGUAGAUAUGAACAUGAGAACUCAACUCGCUAUAGUCUUGGCUUCACUGAUAGAAAGCCAUUAUUAUUUUCUCUUUCCUAAAUCAGCCGUCUCCCCAGGGAUUACGUUCAUAUUGGACAAUUAGCUGCAUACAGUGUAUCAGUACAGGACCGAUCGGUACAGUGUAAAUGCAACAGGUAGAGUGGCAUAAAGUCAUUUGUUCAUCUUUAAAUGCCAGAGACUGUUUCAAACCAACAAUUGAUGUGGACUUUUGUGAUAUUUACCAAUGCAGACAAUCUUUCCGUUGCCUGACCGAUGCCUAACCUCCAAGAUGUUAACUGGCGUGCUGCUGUUAUGUUUUCACACUCAGAGCACCGAUAGAUCAGCAAAAUGCUCACAUAUCAUCAAAACCUUGGAUUAAGAUCAGUGACAAGGUUUUUGAGGGGGAACUGAUGCUUUCAAAAAAUAUUUAUUCCUAAAACAUAUGCAGAUCGCAACUACAAGAUGGAUACGGUUAGGCAUAUUGAGGAUAAUGUAUCAACAUGUAGUUCAAUACAGGAAGAAAUGCACGAGUAUUUUUCUGCUUGCCUUCUGGAAAUGAGAGAACGAUUGAUUUCAGAGCACAGUGUUUGAGAGGAGUAAGCGUGUUUAAAGUCAGUCAUUCAUGUCUAAAGUUGUUGAGAAGCAGGUUUAAAUUAUUUUGUCUUAAGUGAAAGCCUUUGUAGAUGAUGAUUAUUAACCUUUCGGAAUAAUACAUCAUGAUACCUGAUGUAUGGUGCAGUGUUUGGCUACAUAAAAUGUUAUAACUAUACAUAACUUGUCACCAACAUUACAUGUUGGUGACAAGACUCUCUCAGUGUUGUCAUUGUUACUUCAAUAUGAUAUUAUAUUUAUGUUAUUCAUUUGAUUCUCACUUUGUUGUCUCACCGGUUACACAAAUGUUGAAACACAAAAACUGAAAAGAACGUUUUUGAAAAUGUUUAUGUCAAUAAAUCAAUGAAAUGUUUGAAAUUGGGUUGUAAAAGGAAUAAUUAGGAUGAUUUAACUUAUUUUUGUUUUAUGUUUUCCCCUGACUUAGACAUGAUAACAAUCAUUGUAUUAGUUACCUUGACACUGCUGUCCCAUCACACCACCUCAAGCACCCUAAAUAAAAUCAAAUUUGAGAAAAUGAAUGCCUCUUUAUUGACAGAAUAAAUUAGGUUGUGUGUUUGCAAUGAGGAGUCCGUUUUGAGGCCAUAUUUUUGCACAUAAUUUCAGUUUUUUUUGGUGAAUCUCCCAGAAGAAUCUUAUUAUCCAGCUUUGAGAAAAAUAUAUAAAUACAAUUAGACUUCAAUGAAUCUGCCCAUGAUGACAGAUAAUCUUGAUCUGGUUUUCUAUACUAGAGAUACCUUCAUGAUGUCUACUCUCUCUGUACAGCAUGCAUUUCUUCAGCAUGCAAAUUUCAGUCAGAAUCAGUGAUGAAUACAUUGUUAGAACUAUCACCUUGGCAAUGAAGUAGCCGCCAUUCUAAUUACUAUCCAACUUUCUUGGCUACCUGUCAAAAUCAAGAGACAGAAGGUCCAGCUUAAGAUAAACUACUUUAUGGAAGAA